This is a messenger RNA of Dipodomys ordii (Ord's kangaroo rat), 5115 nucleotides long. It is a transcript of the gene Eif2ak4, whose product is annotated as eukaryotic translation initiation factor 2 alpha kinase 4. The transcript has 38 exons. Lineage: Eukaryota; Metazoa; Chordata; Mammalia; Rodentia; Heteromyidae. The record is from RefSeq and is a predicted model, not a curated record. Bases 1 to 4914 code for a protein of 1637 amino acids. Gene Ontology annotation, molecular function: ATP binding; eukaryotic translation initiation factor 2alpha kinase activity; protein binding. Gene Ontology annotation, biological process: DNA damage checkpoint signaling; regulation of translational initiation by eIF2 alpha phosphorylation.
AUGGUUCUGCUUUACUUGGAGGUUUUUCAAAAUAUCCGAAGGCAGCACAUCAAGUUUGACUUCCCAGCAGGUCCAAAUACACACAAACUGCGCUUCCGAAAUGAAGAGUAUGUCAAAGGGCCCCCUGAAAUCAACUUAGUUCUGUACCCCCAGGGCCUGGCUGGUGAAGAAGUGUAUGUGAAAGUGGAUUUGAGGGUGAAGUGCCCCCCAACCUACCCCGAUGUAGUUCCUGAGAUAGAAUUAAAGAAUGCCAAAGGUCUGUCCAAUGAAAGUGUUAAUUUGCUGAAAUCCCGCUUAGAAGAACUGGCCAGAAAGCAUUGUGGGGAGGUGAUGAUAUUCGAGCUGGCGUACCACGUGCAGUCAUUUCUCAGCGAGCAUAACAAGCCCCCUCCCAAGUCCUUCCAUGAAGAAAUGCUGGCCCGGCAGGCUCAGGAGGAGCGGCAGAGGCUGCUGGAGGCCCAGCGGAGAGAGGAGCAGGAGCAACGUGAAAUCCUUCAUGAGAUUCAGAGAAGGAAAGAAGAGAUAAAAGAAGAGAAAAAGAGGAAAGAAAUGGCGAAGCAGGAGCGUCUGGAAAUUGCUAGUCUGUCAAACCAAGAUCCUAGUUCUAAGAGAGACCCAGGAGGACAUAGAACGGCACACACUCUGUGUGGAGGCUCCCCUGACUUUGUGGGAAAUGGCAAACACCGCACCAGCUCCUCUGGAAGGGCACGGCGCGAUCGUCAGUAUUCCAUAUGUGGCAGCGAUGAUUCCCCUGGCUCCUGUGAAAUCCUGUAUUUCUCUGCGGGAGGUCCUGACCAGCUCAUGGUACACAAAGGAAAAUGUGUUGGCAGCGAUGAACAGCUGGGAAAAUUAGUCUACAAUGCUUUGGAAACAGCGACUGGCAGCUUUGUCUUGUUGUAUGAGUGGGUCCUUCAGUGGCAGAAAAAAUUGGGUCCAUUUCUGACCAGUCAAGAGAAAGAGAAGAUUGACAAGUGCAAAAAGCAGAUUCAGGGGGCAGAAACAGAAUUCAGCUCUUUGGUGAAACUGAACCAUCCAAACGUAGUCCGCUACUUCGCCAUGAGCUUCAGAGAGCAGGAUGACUGCAUGGUGGUGGACAUGUUGGUGGAGCACGUCAGCGGCCUGUCGCUCGCCGAGCACCUGAGCCACGCGGGCCCCAUCCCCGUGCCGCAGCUCCGCAGGUUUGCCACCCAGCUCCUGGCUGGCCUCGAUUACCUGCACAGCAACUCCGUGGUGCACAAGGUCCUGAGCGCAUCGAGUGUCCUGGUAGACGCCCAGGGCACGGUCAAGAUCACGGACUACAGCAUCUCCAAGCGCCUGGCGGACAUCUGCAAGGAUGACGUGUUUGAGCAGACGCGAGUUCGAUUCAGCGACAGCGCCCUGCCUUACAAAAGCGGGAAGAAAGGGGACGUGUGGCGCCUGGGCCUCCUGCUGCUCUCCCUCAGCCAAGGGCAGGAGUGUGGCGAGUUCCCCGUGACCAUCCCCAGAGACCUGCCGGCAGACUUUCAGGAUUUCCUGAGGAAGUGCGUCUGCCUGGAUGACAAAGACAGAUGGACACCUCAGCAGUUAUUGAAACACAGCUUCAUAAACCCUCAGCCAAAGAUGCCUUUAGUGGAGCAGAGCCCUGAAGAUUCCGGGGGACAAGAUUACGUGGAGACCGUUAUCCCCAGCAGCCGGCUGCCCAGCGCCUCGUUCUUCAGUGAGACCCAGCGGCAGUUUUCGCGCUACUUCAUUGAAUUUGAGGAACUGCAGCUUCUCGGCAAAGGUGCUUUCGGAGCGGUCAUCAAGGUGCAGAACAAGCUGGACGGCUGCUGCUACGCGGUGAAGCGCAUCGCCAUUAACCCGGCCAGCAGGCACUUCCGCAGGAUCAAGGGCGAGGUGACACUGCUGUCGCGCCUGCACCAUGAGAACAUCGUGCGCUACUACAACGCCUGGAUCGAGCGGCACGAGCGGCCCCCAGACGCGAGGCCCCCAGCCCGGAACCAGGCCGCGGAUGGGGGAGCUGAGCACGGGGCCCCCGCGGGCAAGGCCUCGCCCGAGGGCAGCGUGGAGGCCGCCGCCCCGCCACCCAUCAGCAGCUCCGUGGAGUGGAGCACCUCAGAGCGCUCCCCGGCCGGCCCCGGCUCCAGCAGUGACGAGGAGGAGGAGGAUGAACAUGAUGGGGUCUUCUCGCAGUCCUUCCUACCCGCUUCAGAUUCCGAAAGUGACAUCAUCUUUGACAACGAAGAUGAGAACAGCAAAAGUCAGCAUGAGGAUGAAGACAACCAUGAUAAGAACACUCACCAUGGAAGUGAGCCGGCGGCGGCCACGGAGGCCGUGCACUACCUGUACAUCCAGAUGGAGUACUGUGAAAAGAGCACCUUGCGGGACACCAUCGACCAGGGGUUGUACCGAGAUACCAGCAGGCUCUGGAGGCUUUUCCGAGAGAUUCUGGACGGAUUGGCUUACAUCCACGAGAAAGGCAUGAUUCACCGGGAUCUGAAGCCUGUCAACAUUUUUCUGGAUUCCGAUGACCACGUGAAGAUCGGUGAUUUUGGCUUGGCCACCGACCAUCUAGCCUUUGCUGCAGAUGGCAAACAGGAUGAUCAGGCUGGAGAUCACUUGACAAAGUCAGACCCUUCAGGCCAUCUGACUGGCAUGGUGGGCACUGCUCUGUAUGUGAGCCCCGAGGUCCAAGGGAGCACCAAGUCUACGUACAACCAGAAAGUAGAUCUCUUCAGCCUGGGGAUCAUCUUCUUUGAGAUGUCCUACCACCCCAUGGUGACGGCCUCUGAAAGGAUCUUUGUUCUCAACCAGCUCCGAGAUCCCUCUUCACCAAAGUUCCCAGAAGACUUUGAAGAUGGAGAGCACAUGAAGCAGAAGUCCGUCAUCUCCUGGCUCCUGAACCACGAUCCGGCAAAACGGCCCACGGCCACGGAGCUGCUGAGGAGCGAGCUGCUGCCCCCGCCCCAGAUGGAGGAGUCUGAGCUGCACGAGGUGCUGCACCACACACUGGCCAACGUGGACGGGAAGGCCUACCGUACCAUGAUGGCCCAGAUCUUCUCCCAGCGCAUCUCCCCCGCCAUCGACUACACCUACGACAGUGACAUCCUCAAGGGCAACUUCUCCAUCCGCACAGCCAAGAUCCAGCAACAUGUGUGCGAAGCCGUCAUCCGCAUCUUUAAACGGCAUGGAGCUGUCCAGUUGUGCACCCCACUCCUGCUCCCCCGCAACAGGCAGAUCUACGAGCACAACGAAGCCGCCGUGUUCAUGGACCACAGCGGGAUGCUGGUGAUGCUGCCUUUCGACCUGCGGGUCCCUUUUGCGAGAUACGUGGCAAGAAAUAACAUCCUGAACUUAAAACGAUACUGCAUAGAACGGGUGUUCAGACCUCGCAAACUAGAUCGCUUUCACCCCAAGGAGCUUCUGGAGUGUGCAUUUGACAUCGUCACCUCCACCACCAACAGCUCUCUGCCCACAGCAGAGACCAUCUACACCAUCUACGAGAUCAUCCAAGAGUUCUCCGCCCUACAGGAAAGAAAUUACAGUAUUUACUUGAACCAUACAAUGAUACUGAAAGCAGUGCUCCUACACUGUGGGAUUCCAGAAGAUAAACUCAGUCAGGUCUACGUCAUCCUGUGUGACGCUGUGACAGAGAAACUGACGAGGAGAGAAGUGGAGGCUAAAUUUUGUAAUCUGUCUUUACCUUCUAACAGUCUGUGUCGACUCUACAAGUUUAUUGAGCAGAAGGGGGAUUUGCAAGAUGUAAUGCCAAUGAUCAACUCGCUAAUAAAACAGAAAACGGGUGUUGCAGCAUUGGUGAAAUAUGGCUUAAAAGACCUAGAGGAGGUCAUUGGGCUGCUGAAGAAAUUUGGCAUCAAGUUACAGGUGCUGGUCAACCUGGGCCUGGUUUACAAGGUGCAGCAGCACAGCGGGAUCAUCUUCCAGUUCGUGGCCUUUAUCAGGCGGAGGCAGAGAGCUGUGCCGGAAAUCCUGGCCGCCGGCGGCAGAUACGACCUGCUGAUCCCCCAGUUUCGAGGCCCACAGGCUCUAGGGCCCGUUCCCACCGCCAUUGGUGUCAGCAUCGCCAUAGACAAGAUAUUUGCCGCCGUCCUCAACACAGAAGACCCUGUGGCAGUGAGCUCUUGUGACCUCCUGGUUGUCAGCGCUGGGCAGAUGUCCAUGUCCAGAGCCAUCAGCCUAACCCAGAAACUCUGGGCGGCCGGCAUCACGGCAGAACUCAUGUACGACUGGUCACAGUCCCUAGAGGAGUUGCAGGAGUACUGCCGCCAUCAUGAGAUCACCUACGUAGCGCUCGUCUCCGAUAAAGAAGGAAGCCAUGUCAAGGUAAAGACUGCGAGAAACGCCUCAUUUCCCAAGCGGGGCACAGCCCCUGGGAAAAAGUGGCACAGGAAUCUCCAUCACUUGGGGUUACCUGUUGCUUUUUCCUUAUUCACAGUUUCUAAUUGUUUCUGUUUGCUUGUUUUUAGAGAAGCUUCCGAUAAUCUUGCAGUGCAAAGUCUGAAGGGGUCAUUUUCUAACGCUUCAGGUUUGUUUGAAAUUCACGGAGCGCCAGUCGUGCCCAUUGUGAGUGUGGUAGCCCCGGAGAAGCUGUCAGCCAGCACGAGGAGGCGGUACGAGACCCAGGUACAAACCCGACUUCAGACCACCCUUGCCAACUUACAUCAGAAGAGCAGUGAAAUUGAAAUUUUGGCUGUAGAUCUGCCCAAAGAAACAAUCCUGCAGUUCUUAUCACUGGAGUGGGAUGGAGACGAACAGGCAUUUAACAUGACUGUGAAGCAGCUGCUAUCUCGCCUGCCAAAGCAAAGAUAUCUCAAAUUAGUCUGUGAUGAAAUCUAUAACAUCAAAGUUGAAAAAAAGGUUUCUGUGCUGUUCCUGUAUAGCUACAGAGAUGACUACUACAGAAUUUUAUUUUAACCUUAAAGAACUGUCAUUACAAAGUUCAAAUCGACAGGGAAAUCACACUAGAAUACUGAAUGGAAUGUUGUACAUUCAAUGUCAUUUUAAAUUAACUUUGAAUUCUAGGAGGCUGGCCUGCCAAGUUGAGCUUUUGUCAUUUUUUCAUAUGUAAUAUAUUAUAAAUUUAUCUUUUUGGAUAUAAUAAAUGCUUUUAUAUAA